AUGGCUCAAGUAGGCACCAAGGCCGGUAUGACAGAUGACUUGUUGGUGAUUGGAUGUAAAGAAAAGAUGAUUGAUGAAUUCAAAAUGCAAAUGCAAAAUGUUUUUGAAAUGACAGAUUUGGGAGUUAUGACAUACUUUCUUGGCGUGGAAAUAAACCAAUCUGAUCAAGGCAUUUUCAUAAGCCAACAUGCCUUUGCCUUGAAAAUUCUCAACAGAUUAUGCAUGUCAAAUUGCAAAACAAUCAGCACACCAGUGGCUCAAGAGGAGAAGCUGACUAGUAGUGGAAAUCAAGAGAGGGUUGAUGAGAAUGAAUAUCAAAGCCUAGUAGGUUGCUUGCUUUACUUAAGAGCAGCCAGACCUAAUAUCAUGUAUGCUAUUAUCUUACUAUCUAGGUUUUUGCACUGUUGUGAUGGUAGUCAUUUUAAAGCAGCAAAAAGAAUUCUUAGAUAUGUCAAGGAGACUUUGAGCUAUGGAGUGAAGUUUGAGAAGGGAAAUGAACUUAAACUGAUUGGAUAUUUUGAUAGUGAUUGGGUUGGCUCUGUCGAUGAAAUGAAGAGCCCCUCUGGCUACUUCUUUCCACUUGGCUCAAGUGUUUUUCGUUUGAGCUCAAAGAAGCAACAAACAGUUGCUCAGUCCACAGCUGAAGCAGAGUAUAUUGCAGGUGCUGCAGCUAUAAAUCAAGCAAUCUGGCUUAAGAAGCUGCUAAGUGACUUGAAUGAAGAACAGGUUGAAGGUACUGAAAUCAGGGUCGACAACCAAUCAGCAGUUGCCAUAGCCAAAAAUCCAGUUUUUCAUGUCCAAGGAAGAGUGUUAAGCAUUGGCCUGGAAUGCAACAAGCGACCAGCAGCUGAUCAACUAAAGACCAACAUUGGUGCUGAACCGAGUGCAUCAGCUUCCUUAACAUUUUGUUCAUUUUGUCACUAUGUAACUUAA
This is a messenger RNA of Gossypium arboreum, 933 nucleotides long. RefSeq lists its product as uncharacterized. Lineage: Eukaryota; Viridiplantae; Streptophyta; Magnoliopsida; Malvales; Malvaceae. The record is from RefSeq and is a predicted model, not a curated record. The transcript is spliced from 3 exons. The coding region runs from base 1 to 933 and encodes 310 amino acids.